Daucus carota subsp. sativus is the source of this 2405-nucleotide messenger RNA. Its product is annotated as G-type lectin S-receptor-like serine/threonine-protein kinase At4g27290. Gene Ontology annotation, biological process: protein phosphorylation; recognition of pollen. The record is from RefSeq and is a predicted model, not a curated record. Gene Ontology annotation, molecular function: ATP binding; protein kinase activity. NCBI's taxonomy places the organism in Eukaryota, Viridiplantae, Streptophyta, Magnoliopsida, Apiales, Apiaceae. The transcript has 7 exons. Bases 252 to 2249 code for a protein of 665 amino acids.
CCAACACCAAUGGAAAAACUCCUCUUACUGAUAAAUCAGGAGUCCUCAGGCUCGAUGGAAAUGGACAAUUAGUACUUAGGAAUGGUAUUGGUAGCAUAAUUUGGUCUUCAAGCUCCCCGAGAGCCGAAAAGAAAGUUGAGGCUCAGUUACAAGAUACUGGGAAUCUUGUUCUUGGCUACCAAGAUGAUACUGAGCCAAAGGCCUAUCUUUGGCAAAGUUUUGAUCAUUUUGGGAACACCCUUUUACAGGGGAUGAGAUUGGGGCAGGAUUUAGGCAAUGGUGUAGACCGCUAUCUCACGUCGUGGAGAAGUGCUGAUGAUCCUAGUCCAGGAAAUUACACUAUGAGGGUGAGUCUCGAUGGCCCCCCUCAGAUACUUGUGAGGAAUGGUUCGGCUGUGCAAUUCAGGUUUGGACCAUGGGAUGGUGUUAAAUUUAGUGGAACCUCCUUUGAUAAUCCAGACCCGAAUUUCAUUUCCAACUUUUAUUCCCAGCAGACAGAAAUUUAUUACCAGUUCGAUGUUCGUAGUGAUUCUGUUACUAUUAGAGGGGUUAUAAACCCGGAUGGGAAUGUACAGGUUCUUCUAUGGGCUAAUGAAACUCAGACUUGGAAAAACUUGCAGACUACUCAGAAGGAUAUUUGUGACCUCUAUGCAACUUGCGGACCAAACGGUUUCUGCAACAUUGCCAAAGCUAGCUCAGGAAAUGGUGUGUGUGAUUGUGUGGAAGGAUUUGUGCCAAAGAAUCCUGAAAGAUGGAGAACAGGUGAUUGGUCUGGUGGAUGUGUGCGGAGAACUGCAUUAAGCUGUGGGACUGGGGAUGGUUUUUUUACUUUGCUGAAUCGAAAAUUGCCUGAUACGCGUGGUUGCUGGUUUAAUCAGUCCAUGAACCUUGAGGAGUGUAGGAUCAAAUGCUUGAACAAUUGCUCUUGUACAGCUUAUUCAACUAUAGAUAUCAGAGAACGUGGAGUCGGAUGCAUAAUAUGGCUUAAAGAUUUGAUCGAUACUAGGGACUACAAGUUGGAUGGGGCAAAUCUAUUCGUAAAAGUUGCUGCUUCAGAAUUAGGGUCGUACAAAAGAUCAAGAAAAAAGCGGAAACUGGUGAUCAUAGUCAUUGCUGUGGCAUCAUUAGUACUGAUAGUACUACUUGGCAUGCUUCUCAGAUAUGUGUUGAUGAAGAGAAAGCAGAGGAGAAACGCAUUUACAUUCAAUUCAGUUGGUGACCCCAACAACAAAGACAAGGACGAGGAGUUGGACUUGCCGUUAUUUGACUUCCCGGUUAUAGCAAAUGCUACUAAUCACUUCUCCGAGAAGAGUAAGCUUGGAGAGGGCGGAUUUGGAUCCGUCUACAAGGGCGUUAUGAAAGAUGGGCAAGAAAUCGCUGUUAAAAGACUGGCAAAGGAUUCGAGACAAGGACUAACUGAGUUCAAAAAUGAAAUUUCAUGCAUAGCCAAACUUCAACAUCGAAACCUCGUGAGGCUUCUAGGUUGCUGUAUUGAGAAAGACGAAAUGUUGCUGAUAUAUGAGUACAUGCCCAACAACAGUUUAAAUUAUCUGCUUUUUGAUAAAGAGAGAAAACGACAAUUGGAUUGGCCAAUACGCUACAACAUCAUAAAUGGUAUCGCUAGAGGGCUUCUCUACCUUCACCAGGACUCGAGACUGAGGGUCAUCCAUAGAGAUCUGAAAGCCAGCAAUGUUCUACUUGACUCUGAAAUGAAUCCAAGAAUUUCAGACUUCGGAUUAGCUAGAAUUUUUUGGGGAAGUGAAAGCGAAUCAAAUACAACAAAAGUGGUUGGCACAUACGGCUACAUGUCUCCAGAGUAUGCACUUGAUGGAAUAUUCUCCGUUAAAUCUGAUGUUUAUAGCUUCGGUGUGUUACUCCUCGAGAUAGUAAGUGGGAUGAAAAUGAGAGGGUUCUAUCACUUAGAUCCCAACCUUAACCUUCUUAGCCAUGCAUGGAGACUCUAUGAAGAAGAAAGAUGUUUGGAGCUGCUUGAUGAGGCCGCGAUGGAUUCAUAUAACCAAUCUGAAGUUUUCCGAACUGUUCAGAUUGGCUUAUUGUGUGUACAACCAUAUCCAGAAGACAGGCCAACCAUGUCCAUGGUGGUUUUGAUGCUGAGUAGUGAUAUUCAACUGCCUCAGCCUAAACAGCCCACCUUUUUUACCGAAAGGAAUCAAUUUGCAUCAGAAUUCAGUAAGGUCUCUGAAAUGUCUUCAUCAGUUAGUACUAGUAGUGUAUUCACUCCUAGGUAGCAUACACUGGCUCAAUUAUUUUAUUUUAUGAUUUUCGAGUUUGUAUAAUGCCUGUCAAUUUUUCUUUGCAUUCGAGCCAUUUCAUUUUGAAAGCAUUGAACUGUAAGAUUCAUUAACCAUGUACAUAAUUAUUGUAAUUUUUUUCUGCUUUGGUAA